Molecule: messenger RNA, 19025 nt
Organism: Pongo pygmaeus (Bornean orangutan)
Lineage: Eukaryota; Metazoa; Chordata; Mammalia; Primates; Hominidae
Product: NADH dehydrogenase [ubiquinone] 1 alpha subcomplex assembly factor 4-like
Exons: 1
Coding region: 2891-3415 (174 amino acids)
Biological process (GO): mitochondrial respiratory chain complex I assembly
Cellular component (GO): mitochondrion
Source: RefSeq, a predicted model, not a curated record
UAGGCUGCUACAUAUUUGCUAAUAUGCCUUAUAAGAAUGUGGUCAUGCAAAGUAAUAAGCCUACUGAAAGAUUUCCAGGUUGCCAUGAACAAGAGGCAUUGCCUGUGUGUGUACAUAGGCAACACGGCUUGAUCUAAUCUCAUUAAAUCCACUCUAUAAGGAGGAGUUGUUGCAUCACUGCCUAUUAGCCUCUCUCAAUUUUCAUCAGACACACACCGGUAUCAAUUGUUGGCAUAAAAAAUUCCCCAAAGCAAAAAGUCUAUUCUGUAAGUAUAAUUUCAUUAGGAAGUUACAUGUAAAACAACAAAAUCAUAACAUAUGUUCUAUUAUUUACUAACAUCCAUUUGAAUAUUUCAUCCAAAUAGUUCAAAGUGUUUAAACAGUUUUAAAAUAGAUAGAAGUCAAAUUUCCCUUAAGAAAUCUAUCUUAAAAUAUUAUGAGCAUAUGUCUGGUGUGUUUACAAGGAAACUGAGUUAUAGUAUUUACUAGUUAAUUGAUCUUAAAUUUGAUGUAUAUCUUAUAUCAAAGGUAAAUCAAAAAAUGAAUAUAUAACUAGUUCAUCUUUUUAUCUUUGGAUAAUUUUUUCUCUAGACUCGUGACUAAAAAAUAAUUUUCAUGAUUUUUGCUCAGUCUGUUUAUUAGGGGACUUAGUACCCUUACAAAGUGAUUUACUCAACAUGGACAAUUAUGUAUAUCUUAAGCAUUCCUAUUCACACAUGUUCUGGGACUUUCUGAAAGAUAACCUCAUGCCACGUUAAUUACACCAAAAUUUAAAAUCCCACCAGAAACAUAAUGUCAUGUUCCCAAAAUUCAUCUCAUUUCCUUUCUUGGAGUAUGUACAAAAAGACUUACCAUGCUUCUACAUGCAGUAAUGAGACUUUUAGACAAACUAAUCUUCAGUUGUUCGUUCUUCGUGUCUAAGGCGGCUUUUGUCUAGAAAACUAUUAACCUCUUUCAGCAGUCCCAGUAAUGCUUCAAUCACUCUUGGAAGGCUUAAUAUGAACAUAACUCUGUGUGUGUGUGUGUGCGCACGCGCGUGUGUGACUGAUUCCUUCAUCAAAAAUAUUAAAAAAUCAUUAAGUUGCUUUGUAGGAAGUUGGAUGAGAAGCAGCUCCAUGAGCCUCCUGGAAAGUACAGUGAUCUCUUCAGAGGGGAUUAUAGUGUACUCCCUCCUGAUAUUAUGUAGCAAUUUAUAUCUCUUUCUCUUUGGCACUGCUAUGUAAUUUCCACGGGAAUUAGAUUUACAAGUUAUUUAUUUAGAUUAUUUUGGUGGUAUACAAUUAAUUUUUUUUAUGUUCUCUUGUUUUUGGUAAUUUUUGUUCUUUGAUUUUUUUGGAUUUGUGGAUGCUGAUCUAAGUUAACACCUAUAAUUAUCAAAAUUCCUUAGGAUAAUGUGGUAAUCUCCUUGCUGCAUUUUGCAUUCCUCUUCUUCAAUUUAGGGUAAUGGGCUCUUGAGAAUAAAUGGACACAAAGCUUUUAGGUAUUUUUCCACCUCCUUGCAUUUUCUUAAGCCUUGAGUUCAACCCAAAUUUUGCGUUUCGUUUAGUCUUUAAAGUAUUUUGCAUUCUUGGGUUAGGAAGACUGUAAAUGCUGAAUAAUGACUCACUCUCUUAUAUUCAGGCUUAAAGAAUUCCAAUUAACUUCAUCUUGAAAAGACAGAAAGUGCAUAGCAAGGAGAUUUCUAGAUCUCCAAAAAAUCUUCAACCUCUGCAUUGACUCAGUAUAGCCAUCUCAUUUUAAAAUUCUAAGGUUCAGAAUUUUAAAAAACAUGGCAAGGCCAAUUCUAGUUUCUGGGUAAAGUAUAUAACUUUCUGGAAAUAUAAAGGCAUGACUCCAUGGCUAUAUCUUAGGGUGAUACGUACACUUAUGAGAUUUGUCAUUAUAGCUAUUAGAGAACUCCCAAAGGAAAUCUCUAUAAUGAGUUGUUUUCUAUGCUGUGAGUGUAUUCAGAGAAAAAUAAUUUACUCCUUUGGGAUGUUUCUGGAAACUUUCCUGCACUUUACUAUUAAGGCAACCACAACAGUUAUUAUAAUUUUGUUCUUUCUUUUCUUUGGGGCUGCCAUCUUUUGCUCACCCAAUAUUGUCAGAAAUAGCAAUUGCAGUUUUAUAUCUUUGUUUCAUAAUUUUGUCUUCAAAGCAGAUUCAAAGAAAAAAUAGUCGUAAAAUUUUCUCUUGCCCAAUAAGUCUUUCCCAUCCAAUAAAAUAAAUAAUGCUACUACUCCCUUGAUAUGCUGUGUAAAUCAACUUCAGAAAAUUAUAUUCUCAUCUUAGACAUGAAAUUAUGAAGCACAAAACAAGACCUGUUUUAAGGAAGAGGAACUAAUUAUAUACAAGGAUGUGCUUGAAAAUAAGCAGCAAUCAUGAAAAGUUGUUUGUGUGUUGCAAUCGAAUCCUUCUCAGUUUCAACGAAUUUAGAGUUUAUUGGCACCCACAUAAUUUGCUCUGGAGAUAAUGAUACAACAAGCAAACCAUUUUAUUUUCUCUUUCUUAGCUGAGUGAAUAUAGUUAACAAAAAGAUUUUAUUGUAACCACAGAAAGAGUCUGAGAAUGAAAUUUCUCUUUUCCCCAAAAGAUGUUCAAAACCUGAGAUAUUGAGAGAGAAAACCCGAUUAUUUCAAAUUAGUUGUUUCCCAAAACUUAAAUAAUGGGUGAAUGGUUGAGCUUAGAAUACACAAGAUGGUAUGUUACAAGGAGUAGUCGUUUUUGUCAGCUUUGCUAUUUUUAGAGUGGCUUAAAUUAAGGUAUUGAAUAUAAUUCUUACAAAUGAUGGCACAAUAUUAAAAGACCAGUUAAUUUCAUAAGAUAUUAUAAGAAUUCUCAGUUACGCCGGAGGUUUCCUGUGUCGGUGUUGCCUUGUGCGGCGUGAAUCUGAGGGCAUCGUGUUGAGGAGAUGGGGGCUGCGGUGACUCGCGGGAUAAGGAGUUUCAACCUAGAGAACCCAGCGGAACGGGAAAUCAGCAAGAUGAAGCCCUCUCCCACUCCCAGUCACCCCUCUACCAACAGCCUCCUGCAAGAGCAGAUUAGUCUCUAUCCAGAAAUUAAGGUAGAGAUUGCUCGUAAAGAUGACAAGAUACUGUCAUUUCUAAAAGAUGUAUAUGUUGAUUCCAAAGAUCCUGUGUCUUCCGUGCAGAUAAAAGCUGCUGAAACACGUCAAGAGCCAAAGGAAUUCAGAUUGCCCAAAGGCCAUCACUUUGAUAUAAUAAAUAUUAAGAGCAUUCCCAAAGGCAAAAUUUCCAUUAUAGAAGCAUUGACAUUUCUCAAUAAUCAUAAACGUUAUCAAGAAACAUGGACUGCUGAGAAAAUAGCACAAUACCAUUUAGAACAGAAAGAUGUGAGUUCCCUUCUUAAAUAUUUUGUUACUUUUGAACUCAAAAUCUUCCCUCAUGAAGACAAGAAAGCAAUACAAUCAAAAUGAAGAAAAUUGCAAAAAUUUCCUAUGUGUACUCCUCAUCCCUCAUCCUGUAUAUUAUCUCAUUUUUUGCAUGUUAAAUUAUGUUAACUACCAAGUGUUUAACGCUCUCAUUGUGAGAGCAUAUUCUUAAUAUUUAUCGAGCUCCCUGACUUUUCCAGAUUGCCAUAGAAUAUAUUUUGUUUUCUUUUAAUUUGGUUUGGGCAUAUUUCAUAUGUACAUGUCAGCAUGACUAAUCAGCACAUCUGUACAUUUAUUAUAAGUAAAAGAAUUAAUUUGUUAUUUUAGGCACAUCAUACCAACUUUUAAAUUGAUCAUAUGACCCCUUGGGAAAUGUCCCUGAAUCCCUCAUUUAAGUUUUACUUUCCAAGUUAGGUGUUUAGUUCAUUCUUCAUAUGUGAUAGUGAAGGUAAAAGCUCUCCUGACUCUUAAGACUGACAUUUUCUUGUUAGGGAAAGAGAUACAAUAGAAAGGUAGACUAACAGUAUUUCCCAAAUAAAGGCACACAGUAGAAAACAAUGAAUCUAUAGAAUCUAAUUAAAAUUACUACUCCAGGGAAUAAGAAGUACUGAGGAUUUUUUUUAUUUUGAAUUGGUUUUAAGUACGGAAUAAUUGUCUUUACAGUUAUAAAAGGUAAUUAGUGAUAUUUGCAAAAUGUUGAAAAUUUCUGCUUUGACAAACAAAUAGGUAAGUCCCAUGGCCUUCAGAAAGGCAGGCAGCAGUAGAAAUUUUUGAAAAAGUAAUAUUUUUCUGGAUUUAACAUGGAAUUAGAAAAAUUUAAAGAAUAAUUAAAUCCAAAAACCAUGGUAAAUGAAAUUUGGUGAUUAUAUAUAGUUUUGGAUGUUAAUGCUAGUUGAGAGAAGAGAGAAAAACUAGCAAGUAGAAGCAGAGAACAGGAUCACUGGAAGGGACCUGAGAAAUUGCCGCUUCAUCCAUUUUAGCAAACUUAUUAGCACGGCAUUUAUCAGUCCUAGGAUCUUGAGUGAGAGUGUGUGAGUUUAGCUCUGCCUAUUACAUUAACACUUGUGGGAUCUUUGGGAGACUAUAUCCUCUUUGAGACUGAAUUUCUUCUUUAAAACGAGAAUAAUGCUACCUUACUUAAAUUUAAGGGUUAUCACGAAGAUAAAUGAAAUAGUAAAGGACUACAAAGGACCAAGCAAAUAUGAAAUUUUUUUUGCAGUGGAGAAAAAAGCACCUGGGGAGAAUAUAUGAUGUAAGUUUUCUGUAGUUUAUGACUUAACCAGGCCCAGAACUUAGUUUUCAAAUCCUAGUAGUGUGUUUUUUUCUGUUGUGCCUAAAAGCAGCACACGUCAGAGAAGGGAAAAGGUAUGAAUUGUGGUAUAUUGGGGUUGUCAGUGCUUCUGAGGGAAGAUAGGCAUCACUGCUUCCCAGAGAUGCCCCUGGAAAUGAUAUAGAAGAUGCUGAGGAAUUCAACAUGAUGACGGAAUGAGGUAUUUGUAGUAAUCCUGAGAAAAGAAAAAUAGACUAAGUGGAAAAUUUGUAAGCAUGUCUUUGAAUGUAGAUUUGUUAUGUGAACAAACUACUAGUUAAUUUUUAGUUCAAUACAGUAAUUGUUUUAAGAAAACAUGAAAUAACUUCUCAAUAUAAAAUGCAUUUUAAAACUCUUGUAAAUAAGUCAAAACUUUAUUCCUUUUAUCAUAAUGGUUGCUAAUUGAGUCACUAAUACUAGUACACUCUAUUUCUGAGCCAUCUUUCCUACUCAUAUCUGCAUUGUGUGGUUAGGCAGCUGUUAUGUGGCGUCACAUGAUAAUAUAAAGGAUUUCUUCCCAUACCGUUAAAAAAAAAAAAAAAAGAAUUCUUAGUUUCACAAGAGACUUCUGAGAGACUAAUUAAGAAAUUAUCUCAAAUGUAUUAUUGAACAAAAUAAUUAUUUAUCAUAAGUGUUACUCCAAAGACUCUAACCAUUAGGUAUAGAUGCACUUUUCUGAAUGUUGAAAGAUUGAUUGUAUUAACAAAUGAAAAAAAUCAUCUAUUUCAUUUUAUUUCUGAAGAGGAAGUAGUCUCUCCUUUGGCAUUUCUUUUUUGUUUCCUAGUCAGAUUUAACUUGAAGUCAAAUUAAUUCAAAUAAAUGAAAAUAGUUAAACGUCAUACAAUUAAAGCAUAAGGGAAGAUAGCAUGAACAAUGGAGACAUGACGGAUUUGUCAAUGGAACUUUUUUUUUUUUUUUUUGGAGACAGAGUCUCACCCUGUCACCCAGGUUGAAGUGAAGUAGAAGCAUCACAGAUCACUGCAGCCUUGAACUCCCGGGCUAAAGCAAUCCUCCUGCUUCAGCCUUCUGAGUAGCUGGGACCACAGGCAUGCACCACCAUGACGGCUGAUUUUGUCUGUUUUUUUGUAGAGACAGGGCUUCACUUUGUUGCCCAGGAGUUUGCCGGGUCUCAAACUCCUGGGCUCAAGUGAUCCUUCCACGUUGGCCUCCCAAAAUGCUAGCAUUAUAGGCAUGAGCCACCGUGCGUAGCCAGUGGAAUUUUUUAGAAGGCUAUUGGAAAAUACAAAUUUAAAAAUUGGUAGAAAUGAAGAAAGACUUUCUUGGCUAAAUUUACAUGAAUCUAUAUACUAUGGAAGCAGAAGUGAUGGAAUGAUUUCAAGGUAAAAUGUACCAUUUAAUUACACAUAUUUGGAACUGGAACUUUCUAACACCCUACCACCUCUGUAGCUAUGUAAACUUGCUAUGGUGCCUAAAACAGUUUGAAUCAAUACAGGUGAAUAGCAUCUAUGUUUUUAUUUGCUUAACUAUUUAUAUUCUCUCUCAUCCAUUUAACAUAAACUUAUUGAGCAUGUGCCAUAUGUCAUGCUAAUCCUUCCUGGUUUCAAUUAACUUCGAGAGUGUGUUGGUACUCACAUAAUUUACUCUGGAGAUAAUGAUAUAACAAGCAAACCAUUUUAUUUUCUCUUGCUUAGCGGAGUGAAUAUAGUCCUCCUGUAUUAGGUGCUAGGGGAGAGACAAAGAUCAAUAAAACACAAACUUACCCUUCAUUAGCUCACAGAGUCAGUGGAGAAAGUAACAUGUUAAUAGUAUUAUAAGAGCAAUAACAGAAGUAUGUAUAAAAAUCAGUGUUCUUACAGAAUAGUGGUUGAUUUGCUCUAAACAAGACCAGAAAAGAAUUAAUCUGAGCUGGGCUUUUUAUUUUUUAGUUUUAGUUUAUUGACAAACAAUAAUUGCAUAUAUUUAUGGGGUACAAUGUGAUGCUUUAAUAAAUAUAUACAUUGUGGAAUGAGCAAAUCAAGCUAAUUAGCAUCUCUAUCACCUCCUAUACCUGUUGUUUCUUUGUGGUGAGAACACCUAAAUCAAUUUUUAGCAAUUUUAAAUAUACAAUAUAUUAUUAUUAACUAUAGUCAUCUUGCUGUACAAUAGAUUACCAGAACUCAUUCUUGGUGUCUAACUAAAGCUUUGCACCUUUUGACCAACAUUUCCCCUUUUCACACCCAUUCCCCAUGCUCAGCCUCUGGUAAUCACCAUUCUACCUUCUAUUUGUACAAGUUCAACUUUUUAUAUAUUUUUACUUUUAUUUUUUGCAUUUUUAAUUUUUGUGGGCACAUAGUAGGUAUAUAUAUUUAUGGGGUACACGAGAUGUUUUGAUACAGGCAUGCAAGGCAUGAUAAUCACAUCAUGGAGAAUGGGGUAUCUAUCCCUUCAAGCAUUUAUCCUUAGAAUUACAAACAACCCAAUGACACACUUUCAGUUCUUUUUAAAUGUACAAUUAAGUUAUUAUUGACUAUAGUCACCCUGUUGUGCUAUCAAAUUCUAAGUCUAAUUCAUUCUUUCUAUUAUUUUUGUACCCAUUAGCCAUCCCCACCUGCCCCCUACUUCUCCCAUCCUUCCCAGCUUUUGGUAACCAUCGAGUUCAAUUUUUUAGAUUCUACAUAUAAGUGAGAUCAUGCUUCAAAGCAUCAUUAACAGGAACCGACAGCCAACUGAAUCUUGAAAGGCCUAUGUGAGUGUGACAGACAAAAUUUCAAGAAGGUGUAGGAUGAGAAAAUGCAUAGAAACAUGGAAAUAAAUUGGUUUAUUCAGUGAGAGAGAAAAAAAUAAGAAAAGAGUGGCAAGAAUAGAACCCUGGGAAUCACCAGUAUCUCAGGGAACUAAGCAAAUGGGGAAAGAGGAGUCAGAGAAACAGAAAACCAGGAUAGAGCCAUGUUUCUGAAGCCAAGGGAGGAGAAAACGGUCAGAACGAAGUAGGCGAUAUCUCAAUGCUGGGGAAAUGGCAACUAAGAUAAGCUUAAAAAUUAUCUGUUAUGCACAGCAUUAGGAGACCAGCAGUGUUUUUCCAAGAGCGGUUUUAGGAGAGUGAAGAGGGCCAGGUCGCUAACUUCAUUUCCUGUUUUUAAAGAAAACUGAAGAUAAAAAUAAGACAUCCACCAUUAGAAAUUUACUCAACUUCUAUUUAGGGACAUAAAAUAUAAGUACCUUUAUUAUAUGAGUUAGCCCUGUGCUACUACACAGUUAGCAUUAUGCAGUGGUAACUAUAAACAGAAAGGAUAAGUUUUGACGGAGGCUGGCAGAGGGGUAGGGACAAUAUGGGGCUCUCUACAGAUAAGAGACCCCAAGACUGAGAAAGGGACACUAUGGAAACUGUAUGAACGAGUAUAAUAUGAAAUUUACAAUUUCACUAAGUGUAAUCUAACAUAAGCACAAUCUUUAUAAAUGAAAGCACUUGGGGAUUACUCUAUUUCGAGGGUGACAUUCUAUCACCUCUAAACAGGGAGAAUGCUUUUCCAUCAGGGCAGUUCCAUGAAAGUUGAAACAACUGACAUGACCGAAAAGAGAAAAUUUGGAAAAUUAAGGAUGUUGAGAAUAUUUAGAUGCAUUUAAGUAUUUAGCACUCUGUGAGGUUGGUUUUUUUUUAACAUUACUUUCUCCUUAGAAAUCAAAAAAUUAAAUACAUUCAAUGAGAUGUCAUUCUACAAUAUUAUUUGCAAAUAUGUCAUGCAGCCAAUUUUAUUUUCUGGAGAUCAGCAGAAAUUACUGGUCCUGAGAGUGAUUCUCUUUUGUUUAAAUUUGGCCUUAAGUAUGUUUCUAAUAAUAUGGAUGUUGUUAUCAAGGAAACCAUUGUAUUCUUGCUAUUUUACUCACUGCAUCCCUACUCAGGUCCCCGCAUUCUUUGACUUCCACAACAGAAAUGUGUGGACUCACAUGUUAUUUUCUGUAAUUUAAAAGACCCAAUAAAAGUUAUAUAUUUAGCUGUCAUAGGACAACACAAACUACUGUCUAGCAAAUGUAGUUUGUUGUGCCAAAAAAAAAAAAAAAACAAACAAACAAAAAAAAACCACUCUUAAAGCCCAAGUUUAUGAGAGAAACAAAUAAUGGUAAAAGGGUACUUUUUUGGAGAAAAAGUUUGGGAAAACAACAUUUUAUGCUAUUUAAAAUUCAUGCUAACAAACAAAAAUCAAUAGCUUGACAGACUCAAAGUUCAAAUCAACAGGAGAUGUGAUUUAAGUUACAUCUAUCUACAUUUAGGACAUUUGGCAAUUUAGUAUCUCUGUUUCCAAUAAAGGUCAAAAAAUUUCCUUUUCCAAAUUAAAAAGCAAGAUUAGGAAAGAAAAGACUCUUAACUGAACUAUAAACUCUUCCACAUGUUUCUAAGAAAUGGGGAAUUGAUAAAACCUUCUUAAAAUUUAAUGAAAUAUUAUAUUUAAUAGAGAAAAGUGCACUAACUCAAAAUUCAACCAGUCUCUUUUCCUGAAUUGAAUUCACACAUAGAAACUAAAUAAUAUGAGACUCUGCAUUAAGGAAAGAUCAUGUGAAAUGCUUCGAAAAGGUACAUUGCCCGAUGUAUACAUUUUUUACACUAUUUAUCUAUAUUUCUUGUCUUCCUUUCCUUUAGCAAGCAGGACAGGAUAUACAAACAUAAAGAUAUAUUACUAUGUUCUGAUCACCAUCAGUGCAGGUAACUAAUAACUAUCUGUCCUUGGACAAAAAAUGACUCUGAUUAUACAUCAAAGAUAACUGAAGAUCUGUUGAUCUAACAGUAGAUCUCUCAAUUGUAUUCCACUCCUGGUGAAAGGUGAGAUUUACCUAAACAGAAAUAACCAUAAAAGCUGAAUUUGGUCUAUUCUUCCUAAUGUUCUUUGCAUCCUUUAACACUUUCUGCAGUCACCACUGGAGCUGUAUAGCAGCAAAUCAAAUUCAAUGGACUGUAUAUGAAAAAAAAUCAGCAGAUCAGCAAUUUAUAUAGAAUUCUCCACUUCUACUUUGUAAUAUUACUCAUUGCUCUUUCAGCUUGGUUUCACCUUGGUUUCCACUCUUCAUCCCAUAUCCAUAGAAAGGUGACAUAAUUUGAAUGUUUACCCUGCCUCUUAUGGUACAUUCCUAAAAAAACACUGCAUUGGCUCCUUGCGUGUGGACAAUGUAUACCUCAAUCCACAGGAACUCAGACAUGAAAUUUCCAGCACAAACAACAUUAUUUAGUAGGUUAAUUCCAGUCCCAGAUGAGUACCCAGCCCAGGAAUGGAAUAGUUUUAAUUUGUAAGAGGAAAAUAUCAAACCGGCUAUAACUCUUCUCCAUUCAGUUUCAGGGACUCACUGCCACCAAUCUGAGUCAACUUUGGUUAUUUUGAUAAUUAGUCUUGCAUGAGCUGUUCAGUCUUAAAAGUUUUGGCAUGGGCAUGUAGAAGUUUCCUUAUUUUAAUAGAGGGGUAGUUUGUAUCAGCAUAACCACCCUGCAGAUACUAACUAUAAACUCUGGACCAAACAGAAAAAAAAAUCACUAAUUUUGACUUUUCUUCACAGGUCAGGUCAUUAAACCCUGUGGGAGUAAAACUAUAGAGUUUGUGGCAGUCAUUAUAACUGGAAAGUAAGGGACAAACCCCCAAAUGAGAAAGCCACAAGAGGAAAGCACAAAAACACAAAGUGGUCACCUGAACCAUGUGCAUAGGAGAGAUUGCAGGAAGCCCUCUGUAAAUACCAGUUGAAAGUCUGAAAGAAAUGAGCGGAUAUUUUAACUCCUGCCCUCAACAGAGGAGACAAAAAUGGAGACUGAGGUCAGCUAAGUUGUCUUUCUGUUAGAACAAAAUCAAUAUUUUUUUUCAGAAGGAAAUAACCUAAGGUCUCUAUAGCAUAUCAUACAUAUUACUAACAUUAAAAAGAUGGACAAUGCCAAGUCUUGGUGAGAAUGUUGUGCAGCUAAAAGUCUCAUACGCUGAUAAAUGGAUUAUAAAGUGAAGCAACCACUUUGGAGAACAGUUUUGUAGUUUCCUAAAAAGUUGAACAUACAACUACCAUAUGACUCAGCCACUCCCUUGCUACGUAUUUACAGAAGAGAAAAAUAUAUCUGUGUACAUACAAAAUUUGUAAACAAAUGUCCAUAGAAGUUUUACUGUAAUAACCCCCAAAUCAGAAAUGUUCCAAAUGUCUACCAACAGGUGAAUGGAUAAAUUAUGGCAUAUCCAUACACACAAAAACAUAGAUGAACAUCAAGAUAAAAAUGCUGAGUGAAAAAAGAUAAAGAAUAAUAUACUGUAUGAUUUUAUAUAUACAUAUAUACACACACAUACACACUCACACACACAUUUCAUAUAUUUCUAGAUAAUACAAAAUAACCCAUAGUGGGGGAUAAAAGCAGAUUUGUAAUUCCUUGGGGAAGCAGAGCAGUGGAUGGAUGGAUAGACUGAUAGAUUACAAAGAAUCAUACAGAAAGAAAACUUAAAGGUAGUAGAUAUGAUGAGUAGAUAUUAUCUUGAUUUUGGUGAUAGUUUUAUAUGUGUUUAUAUGCAUAUAUUUGAAUACCAUAAAUAUGUGCAGUUUAUUGAAUGUCAAUUACACUUCAAUAAAGUUAUAAACGGUUACUAUAAACAUAAUAAAAAAAGGACUGAAAUUAAUUAAGUAUAAAACAGAGAAACAAUGGAUACAAUUAAGAAAGCCAAAAAUUUAUUCCUUGAAAAUAUUUAUAACAUGUCUAAAUAUAUAGGAAGUUUGAUUUUAAAAGAAAGGGAACAAAUACAAAUAACCAUUAUCAGGAAUAACAAACGAGAUUCUGCAGGCACUCUAAGGAUGGUAAGAAAAUAUUAUAAACAGUUCUAUGCCAAUAAAUUUGACCAUUUAUAUGAAAUAGAACAUUUUUUAAACACAAUUUACCAAAACUCUUUCAAGAAGGAAUAACCAAAAAAGGUCUCAACAAAACAUAGGAGAUGGUCUUUACCAUCAAGGAGUAUGAAAAGAUUUUUUAGUCUGGAAACAGAAAAUUUAAAAAAAAAAGAAAAAAUGAUAAAUUAGACUUAAUUGACAAUAAAACUUAUACUUAUCAAAAGACAUUAUUAAGAAAAUGAGUAGUCAAGCCACAGACUGGGAGAAAAUACUUGCAUAACACAUAUCUGACAAUGGAUUUAUAUCCAGGGUAUAUUUUAAAACUCCUGCACCUCAAUAAUAGAAAGACAAACAACUUAAUUUAAAAGGUAAAAAAGACUUGAACAAGCAUUUCACAUAAGAAGAUAUAAAAAUGGCCCAAAAGCCCAUGGAAAAUUGCUCAACAACACUGAUCAUUAGGGAAAUGCCAAUUAAAAGCAUAGUGAGAUAGUGCUACUAGAAUGACCAAAAUUAAAAAGACUAACAACUUUAAGUGUUGGCAAAAAUGUAAAGUAAUCAAAACUUUUGUAUGUUGCUGAGGGUAUAAAAAAAUAAAGCCAUGUUGGAGUACUGUUUGGCAGUUUUUGAAAUAAUUUUGAACAUUCACCAAUAACCCAACAAUUCUCUUCCUAAAGUUUUCCCAAAAGAAAUAAAACUUACCCUUUAAAUACUUGCACAGAUUAUUCACAGCAGAUUUAUUCAAAGUAGCCAAACACAGGAAAUAAUAUAAAUGUCCAUCAACAAGGGAGCGGAAAAAUAAAUUGUAGAAUAUUCAUAUGAUGGAAUAGCACUCAACAAUGAAAAAUGACUCAUAUACACUAUCUCACAGAUACUAUGUUAAGUAAAAGCAGCUGGACACAAAACAGUGCAUACUGUAUGGCUCCAUUUCAUGAAGCUCUAGAAAAAAGAAACUAGAGGGGAAAAUAUCACAUAACUGGUAUCCUAGGGAGGGUGUAAUUGUGUGGUAAGGUCUGGAAAAAUAACAUUUUUGGAUGAUAAAAAUAUUUUUGUUAUCUUCAUAGAGGUAUGAAUUACAUGAUUCAACUGAUUUAUCAAAACUUAUUAUAUUAUACUCUAUAGAAUUAUGCAUUUCAUUUUAUGUAAACCUUACCUGAAAAAAACUGGAAACAAAAAUAAAAGAAAUGAAUAAAUACAAGAGUAGGUCUUACAUCGUGAAGACAAUAAAUAUACAUCUGUGAAUGAUUAAAACUGUCAUGAUGCUAUGCAAAUGGAUACCUGUAGCUUAGGGUAAAGUAUUCAGUGACCACACUACCCAUGGAUUCACUGUGCUACUUCUCAAUCUGGACAGAAGUGGAAAUGAUGCAAUAUGACCAAUGUAAUUGAUUCAAAACAUGCUUCCUAGAAAGACACCAAUUUUGUAGAUGUGAAGAGUUUGAAGAAUUGUUUCAUGAGAUAUAAAUAGAAAAAAAAUAUUUGCAAGCAUCUAUAUAAACUUAUUCACCCUUUAUCUUCUUAAAUAAGAAAAUAAUUCAAAUGUUUCUAGAAAGGGUAAGGCUGUGUGCUGCAAUUAUUCAAUUUUAUGACAGGUCAACCCUGAGUAUUCAUUUUCCUAAGAAUCUAUCUUUAGAGACAUUUCCCAGGAGAAAAAUUUUAAAAGUGGGAUUUUUUUUUAAUCUGAUCUUCAGUCUCUUUCUUCUCCAGUCAUACUGGCAUGAGAGAUGGAGGCAGAGCUCAUCCCUUCCCCACUUCUGAUGUUUUCCCUUCCUGCUAGCGCAAUGAUGUUUCAGCAUGUUUCACACUUGAGUCCCUGCGGACUGCGCAUCACUCAGGGAAAGCUCUGGCCCAAGAGGUAAGCAUCACCCCAGAAGUCUGUCUGAACUGAAUAAAGCACAUCCUGAUGCUCUAGCUGGAGGUUUACAAGUGGUCCCUCCCAGUGGACAUGCUUCUUCUUACAUUCACCACCACUCCCAGGGCAAUUUUCUAUUUGGCAUUAGUCUGCUACAUGACAAAAUGUACUAAUCUGCAUAAUUACCUAAAAUUCUUUGGCAACACUGGAUAACUGCUGUUACCAUCCUCCUGACACACUAAUGCUGCAUCCAAACAUAAAUGGGACCUGCGUCUGUCAUAUGCCUUUGGUAGAGGCAGGAGGAGGCCCUAGGUGAGAUGCUUUUCAGACUCCCUUGCUUAGGAGGAAUUUGAUGAUACCUGUGCUGUUUAUGGUGGUCUCCUACCCAAGUAGUAGAUGAAGCAUUAAAGGCUUUCCCCCUCUCCUUAUAUGAGAAUGCAAACUAAUUCCUUCACCAAAAAUUGCCUAAUAAAUAUUAACUCAUGUUCAUUCAUACCUACAUGCCUUCAGCGUCUGACCUCCCUGAAUCUAUGCCAGCACCAGGUGCAUUUGUUUCCAAAGUACCACCUUUAUCAGGAAGACAUAUAUCCAUUCCUGUGAAAUUGCACAAAUAUAUCACCCUAAAACACUGGAGAAUCUUGUCCCAGGCCUUCAUAAAAUCUUGUCCCAGAACCUCUCACUCCACCUGAAAGUGUCCCUCAUCAUGCCUUCUCUCUGCCCUUCUCUCUGGGAGGGUGGAUGCAUCAGCCACUCCCCUUCAGUCCAACCCAUCUCAGGCUUGUUUUGCAACUAAGAAAAGCUGACUGCUCCAUAACGUCUGAACCCAUGGCCUUGCAAGCUGAACAAACUGAUCUAAGACGAUUAUGCUACCACACCAUUAAAUAAUGCAAAACUCACUGAUCUACAAAACAUGAUUUAUGCAUUGGGAAGUAUGAGCCUCAGCAUGAGCAAUCUAAAUCUCUCUUUAAUUAUACUUGGCAUUACAAAGAAAGAAAAUAUAUUUUUCCCUUUUUUACAUAAGAAAAAAUGUUAUCCUAAAAGAACAAAGUUGAUUUUUUUCUCCUAACAAAUGUAGUUUUGCAAUUUCUAUAGAAAAUCAAAGUAACUAUUUGUAAUCAUCCACUAUUCAUAGUCUAGGAAAAGCUUUAAUAAGAAAAGGCAAAAAGCAAUCAUUAUUACAUGCUAACUUGUACUUCCUAACUCCCUUUCCCUUUGAACCUUCAUUAUAAACCUAACAAAUCUGAAACUCCAUAGAACUUAUACUGAUCUUCUUUCUCCUUCUGUGUGAUUGAUGGUCAUGAACUUCACAUUUCCUGCUCUGAUUUCUCUCAGGAAGAAAGAAUGUUUGUAGCAUUUGAUUCAUAAGUUACAUAGAGAACAAGCACUAUCUGUACAAACUUCUGUGGUUCAGGUAGUGAUUAUUAAUCUCUAGGUAAGAAUGAAAACAUGGCACAUAGAGGAAGGCAAACUAGUUAUUUCUUGCUCAAAAUAAGUAACUAUAGAGAAUAAGCAAGAAGCAACACACUUAGACACAAAUAAACUUCUGCUUUUUAUUCCCCCAAAAGGAAUAUUUGGCCAUUUACAUGAUGAGGUAAUUGUCCCUUAAAUAUAUGAUUUUCAAUUCUUAUUUACAAACCAAUGAAUUCGACCUGAAAUAAAAGAGCCUAUAAUAUAACCAGAUGAUGAAGAUUUGAAAUGUGAUUGCUUCCUAGAAAUUCAUUUAUUUAUUCAUUCAAAGAAUAGGUAUUGAUUGCUAAUAAUUUGUAUGGCACUAUUCUAAGCAUUUAAAUUUACAGGGAGAAACAGAAACAAUAAGAAAGCUUUCAGUGCAUAUGAUGGAAAUUUCUAAAACCCUCAGAAAAGACGGCUAGGCUAUGAAGAAUAAAGUCUAGGCCCCACUGGCCAAACUUUAAUAGAUUAUGUAAUCUAUACUUUACUUCCUUCAUCACAAAAUGGUUUAAUAAUUUAUUUAAUAUACACCUCCGAGGAAUUUACAUAUUUCAAAAAGAAAUACAAAUCUGUAUAAUUAUACAAUGAAGUCACUUACAAGAUAUCAGAAUAAAUAAGAUACAGAGCAACUAGAAUUCUUACACUGCUAAUGGUGGUGCAAAUUAUUACCACCUCUUAGAAAACAAAUGGUAAUUAUCUUGCAAAAUUGAACAUAAGCAGUCUGUACAACCUAGCUGCAGCAGAACUCACUAACAGAACCACUAAAUAUUUACGCUCCAUUUCUAUAGUGUACAUGUGUGGUUGGGAAACUGCUGUCCAGCCAGAAACUAGGUUUCCCAGCUUUCUCACAUCUAGUCAGGAUCAUGAGAUUACUUCCAGCCAAUUGAGUGUGAACAGAAUCCAUAAGUGUCAUUUCCAAGCCAAAGUGGUGAUCUUCUGUGUCUUCUUCAGGAUGUCUUCCAAGGCUACUAUAACACCAAGUGCUGAGGAUUUUAGCAGCACAAUUUGUGGCAAUCUGUCCAAGAGAACCAAUUAACCAGGAAUAUUCACAUGGGGUUUGCAGUGAGUUAGAAGCAAUAUUUGUAGUGUUCAGUUAGUGAGAUUUUGCAGUAGCUUCUAUCAGCAGCUGAUCUACCCUAAGAUACACUGAGCAAUUCCAUUCUUAGCUUUGCCUCUGAGAAGCUCUUGUAUAUGUGAAGGAGAAGAUAUGUUGAAGAAUAUUCAUAGUAAUAUUGUUUGUAAUAGCCAAAAUAUGAAAAAAGUUUAAAUGCUCUUCAUAAGAAAAUAGAUAAAUAAUUGUCAUGUAUUUAUAUAAAAUUCUAUACGGCAGUGCAAAUACACGAAUUCAUUAAAACACAUCACCUUGGAUGAAAAAAGAAGAUAAAUUGUGAGUGAAAAACUUUGUUGAAGAAUAGAUACAGUAUAAUUCCAUUUACAAAACGUUCAAAAACAUGCAAAACUAAACAAAAUUUAGAGGUACAUCCAUAUGUAGUGAAUUAUAAAGAAAAAGGAUAGAAUAAUGAACACAACAUUAUGAAAGUAGUUGUAACUGAGAGGAGAGAAAAUGAACACAAUCGGGAAGAGGCACACAAAGGACUUGAGAAUCAAUGGUAACAUUCUUUCUGAAUUCCCUCUGUAAUCAGGUCAUAGAACUUAAUCUUAGCAUCUUGGAGUUCAUCUAACUUUUUCUCAGGUUGUAUCCAAGCUGCUGGAGGCUCAUAUCAUCCCAGAGUCUUAGAGGGGGCACCUCUGAUCUCCAGGGUUAUGAACAGCUGUGCAUUGCCCUGCUGAGAUUUCCUUAUUCUUCUGUGGUUCCCAACUGCCAGCCACAUGGAUCCCUUUGAAUCAUUCCUCAUUGCUACUGCAAGGAGUCAGAUUGGGCUCUGUUCCUCACAUUUUAGUCCCAUUCCUUGGUGCAGUGAAAUCAUCAGCUGUUCCCGUAAGAUAUGAGGCUAUCUAAAGUUUUGUGUUUCUUUUUAGGAGUUGGAAGUCUAACUCUGCCUCACUACAUUCUUUUUCUAUAGUUAUGAGUUAUCUCAGGGCCCAGGCUUUCGAAACAAUAAAACUUUUUUUCUCAUUUUUUGUUGUAACACCUAUUCCUGAAAAUGUCACACAAUCUAGCUCCUGUGAAUGGGGAGAAAGAUCAAGGUAAAAGAAUGUGUGAAUAUUUCCAAAUAGUAUCCCAUCAGAGUUGUUUCGAUGGUGUGAUUGUAUUAAUGAGACAAUACUCCUUGUGAGGAACAAACAUUUCCCCAAGCCACAUUCUGGAGAUGAACGGUGAAGGGCCAUGUGAAGACACAUUGACAGUAACUGAAAAGGAAAAGAUGUUUAAGCUUCUAAGCAGCUCUGCAGAUGGGAUUUUAUCAAUCUCUCUAUCUUGCCUCUCAUAAACUCCUUUAUUAUUUCUACUCUCUUCUUCAUGUUUGUACCAACUUCUAUAACUGCUGAUUAUACAGUUUUAUACAAAUUCUCUGCUCAAAAUUUUUAGAUGGAACAAAUCUGAUUGAUUUAAGAAAUUUCUGCAUUGAGCAAUGCUCUUCCAUAUUUGACCAAUACACAGUCAAUAGUCUACAUUUAGUCUGCUCUUUGUCUGGAUAUGCCUUUGUUAAACCAGUGGGCACCCUGCCACAAAGAGCAGCCCAACACUGCACAUUUUCUGAAUAAAUAGGAAGUAUAGUUUCAGGUAGACCAAGAGAAAAUUAUUUUAGGUACCAUGUCAAGGGUUGCACACAGAUCAUGAAAUCAAGAGUAGAUGAAUGAGACUAAGUUUAGACAAGGUGACAUGGAUGCAUUUCUCCCUGCUCCUUUCUACUAAGCACAAGUAUAAUCCCUUUGAUAAUAUGAGGAGCAACUAAAGGAAGCCCUGAAAGGUGGUAUGAAGAAAGCAAGAUGGUUUAGGGACCUAGGAUUAGAGGAAUUACACAGCAACAGGUACACAAAUCCAUUCCAAGCAACAAACGAGGAUAAAUCAGACCCAUUAUUUCCUGAACUCCAACUUUCCAACGGAAGGCAGCUCAUGAAGGUUCAUUCUUUUGUGAAAUUUAAUAGAAAUCCCUUUAACAUCAGGUUAGCCUGACAAUAUUUUCAAAUAGAAUUGACCCAGGCAACCAUAAGUGGCUUCCAGGGUAAUUAUAGAACUAACAGUACAAUAACAAAAAGAAAUAAUUCUGAACUGGGAGGCAGAACUUGCGGUGAGCCGAGAUUGUGCCAUUGCACUCCAACCUGGGCCACAGGGCAAGACUCCAUCUCAACAACAACAACAAAAUACAAAAAAAAAAAAAAACCCACAAAUAAUUAACUGGAUGGACUCAGUAGUACAGUGGAUAUGAAAGAGCAUAGAAUCAAUAAACUUGAGAACAGAUGAAUAGAAUUCACCCCAUCUGAAAAACACAGAGAAAACAGACUAAAAAGAUAAACAGAGCCUCAGAGACCUGUGGGUCCAUAACAAAAGAUACAAAUUUCAUAUCAUUGGAAUCUAGGAAGGAAGGAGAGCAAGACUGAAAGAAUAUUUCAAGAAACAAUGGCUCAAAACUUCUCACGUUUGGUAAAAGCAUGAACAGAUGCUUCAUGCUUGAACAGAUGAACAAAUUCAAGAAGCUAUGGAAUUCCAAAUAAGACAAAUGCAAAGAAAUCCAUACCACCACAAUAAACUUCUGAAAACUAAAGACAAAACAUCUCAGAAGGAAAUAUUGUCCACAUGGAACAUCAAUUUGUGUGACAAAGGAUUACUUAUCUAAAACCAUGGAGGCCAGAAGAAAGUAGGACUGCUCCUGACUUCUCUUAGGAAGAAAAAUUGUUUGUAGUAUUUGACUCAUAAGUUUCAUAGGCAACAAGCACUAUCUGUACAAGCCUCUGUGGUUCAGGUAGUGAUAAUUAAUCCCUAGGUAAGAAUGAAAACAUGGCACAUAGAGGAAGCCAAACAAGUUAUUUCUUGCUCAAAAUAAAUAACUAUACUGAAUAAGCGAGAAGAAACACACCUCUUAGCAAUGUGUUUUAGGUGCUGAAAGAAAAUAACUUUCAAAUGCAACUUCUAUAUCCAGAAAAUUAUCCUUUAUAAAUUAAAGAAAAAUAAAGUCAUCUCAGAUGAAGAAAAACCAGAAUUUUUUUCCUAGCAGACCUACCCUUAAAGACUGGCUAAUGCAUAUACUUCAGAUAUAAAGGAAAUCAUCUAAAAAAAGAAUCCUAGAGUAUCAGAAAGGAAGAAGUAACAACAGAAAGAGAAGAAAUAGUAUAUAUAAAAAACUAUCAUUCCCUCUCAUCAGUUUUAUAAAUCACAU